This is a messenger RNA of Doryrhamphus excisus (bluestripe pipefish), 5321 nucleotides long. The record is from RefSeq and is a predicted model, not a curated record. Lineage: Eukaryota; Metazoa; Chordata; Actinopteri; Syngnathiformes; Syngnathidae.
AUCUUCAUUUACCUCCAUGAGCUUUCCCAUUGUUCUACGUAUUGGUCGGUCAAUGGGGGCUGUCAAACUACGUAAUUACUUUACGAUGUCAGCCAGGGUGAAAAUCACAAUAUUUAACCCUACCGUGGAUUAUCAAUACGUUCUCACUGUAUUUCUUUUGAAAUGAUUACGUGUCAUCCAGGAGGCGCUCCUUGCAGGGGCAGAUAGUUGGGGGGAAGGUACAGAAGAAGAAAGGCUGUCCAAUGCUGGUCGUUGAUAGCAAGAGUGUGAAUUUACUUUGUAGCACAGAUGGAAGAAUGCUGACUAUGCAGAAUGUAGGAAGAACCCUCUUUGACAUUAUGUUGCGUUGUCUUCCACCACUGCUGGCAUCAAGGGUGACUUCAUCAACAGCGAAUGGGCCAUUUGUUUAUUGGUGUGUAUGACAAUCUGUGUCCUUUUGGCAUUGGUCCACUCUGAGAGGCAUUUGCAAAAAUUGCCGGAUUUGGUCUCCCAAAACACCGGUGCCGUGAGGACUUUUACAGAUUCACCAGGAACGUUUCAAAGCUCCGAGGUAAAUUCGCUGGACGCACAUGCAGAAUGAGUCGUGGACCCUUUUUGGAGUUCCUGGCCGGCGGAACACUGUCUUCCCAUCGCUCUUGUCUGGAGUGAAUCAAAGUAGGUCAUGCCUCGGGGGGGCCCCCCUCCUGGCCCAGGGCCCCAAACAUUUGCUUGCCUUGCCUGUUGGCAAGCAGCACGUCUGCCUUUGCAUAUUACAAAAUGUAAAAAGGAAACAACACAGGUAUCUCAUCAGGCUUGGACGGUUGGGUGGGUUGCAGUGCAGGAAGGCGUGUCAGUCGGCAUUGAGCCAUUCUGAAGACCGUGCUCUCCAGUUGGGGGUUUGGUGAGGUGUUUGGCGUUCCCAGGAUUACCUUUUGGGAGGACAUGGUCUGCUAUGGUCAGGAGUGGCAGGGACUGAUGUUGAUGUGCAUUAUUAGGUUCCUCCACAGCAGCCUUUUGGCUUCAAAGUGGGAUCAUUCCUGGUGGUAUCUCGGUGGUACCAUCCCUGGUCUCACUUACACACAGCUACAUCGUCCCUGUGGCGCUGAGGUCUAUGCUUCGUAUGAACACUAGGGGAGGCUUCUUUGCAGAUUUGGUAACUGCUACUGUAUGUUUUUGACCCAAGACGUCAGCACCUACUAUGAACCAAUCCUUAGUGUCCAAUGGCUCACCAAAGGUUGCUGAGCCAGUGUCGGUGUUCUCUUUCAAUGAAUACCCACAACAAAACAGCAAAAAGUCUUUCCAAGGGCAAGCGUGGGUGGUGAGAAUAUGGGGCGUGGCAGAGGAAGUGAAGACGAUUGACGCUCUAACUGAGGAAAUGGAGAACUCAACACGAUCUAAAGACACGGGGUCAACAGAGCGGGCGACCCAGAAACGAAAGAUGCCAAGUCCCUCCCACUCAUCCAAUGGUCACUCGUCUGCUGACACCUCCCCCGGCCCCGUGAAAAAGAAAAAGAAACCAGGUGCCGUUACCAGCAGCAAAGACCAGUCAGAACUAAGACAUGGUCCCUUUUACUAUGUGAAGCAGCCAGCACUCACCACAGACCCUGUUGAUGUUGUACCGCAGGAUGGCAGGAACGACUUCUACUGCUGGCUGUGCCACCGCGAGGGUCAGGUGCUCUGCUGUGAGCUCUGCCCCAGGGUGUACCACGCCAAGUGCUUAAAACUACCAGCCGAGCCUGAAGGCGACUGGUUCUGUCCGGAGUGCGAGAAAAUAACAGUUGCGGAAUGUAUAGAGACUCAGAGCAAAGCCAUGAUGAUGCUGACGAUAGAGCAGCUGUCUUAUCUACUUAAGUUUGCUCUCCAGAAGAUGAAACAACCCGGUGAUCAUCCUCGCUUGCCAUCUCGCUCUCCCCAUGCAGCUUCCACGCAGAGAAAGACUUUUAAUUGGACCGAGCUCUUCCAGAAACCUGUUUCUCUUGAACAACACCCGGAUUAUUCCGAAUACAUUUUUCACCCGAUGGAUCUUUGCACUCUUGAGAAGAAUGUCAAAAAGAAAAUGUACGGCUGCACCGAGGCCUUCCUGGCAGAUGCAAAAUGGAUUUUGCACAACUGCAUCAUAUACAACGGAGGCAAUCACAAACUGACAGCCACGGCUAAAGUCAUCGUUAAGAUCUGUGAACAUGAGAUGAAUGAGAUUGAAGUCUGUCCCGAGUGUUAUCUGUCCGCUUGCCAAAAGAGGGACAACUGGUUCUGUGAGCCGUGUGGCAACCCGCACCCUCUGGUGUGGGCUAAAUUGAAAGGGUUUCCCUUUUGGCCAGCUAAAGCUCUGCGGGAUAAAGACGGCCAAGUGGAUGCUCGCUUCUUCGGUCAGCAUGACAGGGCCUGGGUCCCUUUAAAUAACUGUUACCUCAUGUCCAAAGAGAUUCCUUUCUCCGUGAAGAAGACAAAAAGCAUCUUCAACAAUGCCAUGCAAGAGAUGGAAGUCUACGUGGAGAACAUGAGGAAGAAGUUUGGUGUAUUUAACUACGCUCCCUUCAGGACACCCUACACGCCAGACAACAGCUUUCAAAUGCUGCAAGAUCCCGCCGACCCCUUAUCCACUAGCGUCAAGUCAGAGAAACAGGAAAAAAUCAAGCUCAGCUUUGACAUGACAUCAUCUCCAAAGAUCUCCUUAACCAGAACCAUGUUAUGUGGAAGUGGCAUCGGAGGGAUCGCUACAGGUCGCAGACUGCCGAGUGACAUGCCUCGCUCCCCCAUGAGCACCAACUCCUCAACCCAUACUGGAUCAGAUGGGGAGGACACCACAGACAGGUCCCAGAUGAAAGCCCCAAACAGCCAGGCAAGCAUGGGAGAAGAAUUCAUAGAACCUACAGCAUCACCGACUCAUACUCGAACUGGUCAGGCUGCCAAUUUAUCGGACAGUCCCAAACCUUCCCACCCGCAAUCUCUUAGCAACCCCAAGCAGGAGAAGGCACAGCUGACAGGCAGCAUCCUGAACCUUCAUCUAGAUCGCAGUAAAGCAGACAUGGACCUGAAAGAGCUGAGUGAAACCGUUCAACAGAAGCUGGGAACCACGCCUGUUCUCACCUCUCCAAAAAGACAAAUCAAGAGCCGUUUCCAGUUGAACUUGGACAAAACCAUUGAGAGCUGUAAGGCACAGCUGGGUAUCGAGGAGAUCUCCGCUGAUGUGUACAAAGGUGUGGAGCACAGUGACUCUGAGGACUCUGAUAAAUCUGAUUUUAGCGACAGUGAGUAUGCUAGUGAUGAGGGACCAAAGGUCAAAGAUCCCCAGGACUCCGCGCCCCCUGAGAAAGUCCAGAAGGAGAGCAUGGCCAAAGAUCAAACAUCUCCAUGCAGCCAUGCGGACAAACCCGAUGCCCCUCUCAUAUCUAAGUCUGCAGCAGCGGAUGUCAGUGCAACGCCGUCAGAAACUUCGCCUGAAGAGAAAGGAAGCAAAGAGAAAGAGAGCCCAGAGAAAAGCACAUCUCCCCCAGCAUCGCCCGUGUCCACGGAGAAGGGUCGGGUGCCAGAAGAGGCGAUGCAACGUGUGCCCGUGGAGGAUUCUGAUUCCGAGAGGGAGCUGGUUAUUGACCUCGGGGAGGAGCAAGGCAACAAGGACAAGAGAAGACGUAAAAAGGAUAGCACUGUUAAAGAGUCAUCUGCUGCUAAAUGUGAAGGUAAGUCCCUGACCCCUUCGACGCUUCCAUCCCAAAACAGCACAACCCCUUCCACGCCCUCCAGCGUUUCCUCGCAGUCCCCGAUGGCCGUUCCUGUCACCAUGAUCUCCCUGACCACACCUUCUCCAGCAAAUGUUAGCCUGGCCACGGUCUCCAGUGCCCCUGCGACCCCGCCCUCUUCCUCGUCCUCGUCAGCCUCUACCACACCCGCUUUGAAAAAACAGCGCCCUCUGCUGCCCCGUGAGACCGUGCCGGUAGUGCAGAGCGCUGUGGUGUGGAAUCCCACCGCCAAGCUCCAGACCUCCUCGCAGAAGUGGCCCGUGCGUCAGCAACAGAGCCAGCAGCCCGGGGCGGCCGCCCAAAUUCAAGCGUCAUCGCCCAGACAGGGCCAGACGCAAGCGUCCGACAACGGCUCCACGUUAGCGUCCUCAUCUUCAGCAUCUUCCCAAAGCACACGUUAUCAGACCAGACAGGCGAUCAAAGCCGUGCACCUGAAGGACACACCACUGAGUACAUCAGCGGUCACCCUGGUGUCCAGCAGUCCUGCCUUAGCGUCGGGUUUAGGCACGUCUUCUUCAUCCUCAUCGGUGGAGAGCGAGCAGUACAUCUCCACAGCCUCGGCAGAUGUUGCUGCAGAUAUCGCCAAGUACACCAACAAAAUCAUGGAUGCGAUCAAAGGUACGGUGACUGAAAUCUACAGUGACCUAUCAAAGAGCUCUUCAGGAAGUACUAUUACCGAAAUGAGACGACUUAGGAUUGAAAUUGAAAAGUUACAGUGGUUACAUCAGCAGGAGUUGGCGGAGAUGAAGCACAACCUCGAGCUUACAAUGGCUGAGAUGAGGCAAAGUCUGGAGCAGGAACGAGAGCGACUGGUGACGGAGGUGAAGAAACAGCUGGAGCAGGAGAAGCAACAAGCGGUGGAUGAAACCAAGAAGAAACAGUGGUGCGCUAACUGCCGCAAGGAGGCCAUCUUCUACUGCUGCUGGAACACCAGCUACUGCGAUUACCCCUGCCAGCAGGCUCACUGGCCCGAACACAUGAAGUCCUGCACUCAGUCAGCCACGGCUCCACAGCAAGAACCCGACGCCGAGUCUACGGGAGACUUGCCCGGCAAAAGUGGAGGACAAGCAAACUGUGGACCAAACAACCUGCGAGACACGCCCGUCUCCGCGCCAUCGGAUAAAGACUCUGAGACAGGAAACAGCAGUGACAAUGUUGCUGUCCCUUUGUCUUAACUGUUCAAUAUACUCAUCCCCCCCGCCCCCCAACCCCCAACCCCCACUACACAUCUGUUUUCUCUAUGUUCCCUUUAAACGUGGGUGUAUCCAAACUAUGAUUAUCCAUUUCUUUGUCCUUUUAUGGCUCAAUGGUAUCUCCCUGUGCUCCGUCUCCUUUCACUUCCCGGUGUGAAAACUACACUUGGAAGUUCCCGGGAAAAGGGGGCCAGUUAAAAAAAGAGUGCACUACAUGCAGUAUUCCAUGUACUCGGCUUGGUCAGGAAUUUGUGGGAGCGUGCAUGACUGUCUCAAAGGUACGUGUACUAAGUGUAAAGAACUAAAACUGCAACCAUGUAACCAGUUCACUAUUACAGUUAGUUACUUUUUUAUGAUAUUAACUUAUUUGUUAUUUGCCUGCUGUAUACGGUAUUCCCAAGAGAAGAAUGAA